Molecule: messenger RNA, 1461 nt
Organism: Penicillium bovifimosum
Lineage: Eukaryota; Fungi; Ascomycota; Eurotiomycetes; Eurotiales; Aspergillaceae
Product: putative 3-beta hydroxysteroid dehydrogenase/isomerase family protein
Exons: 2
Coding region: 1-1461 (486 amino acids)
Biological process (GO): steroid biosynthetic process
Molecular function (GO): 3-beta-hydroxy-Delta5-steroid dehydrogenase (NAD+) activity
Source: RefSeq, a predicted model, not a curated record
AUGUGGACCAUAGCAGUCAUCUUAGCACUAGGUGCUCUCUACCUCUGGCGGGUGAACUCGGCUAUGAAGAUAGUCCCCAGAGAGGCCCACAAAUUGUCACCCCGUCGCUGGACCGUCGAAGAAAUAAAAGCCGCCUACAAGAAGAACCAAGAAUGUCCCAUCGACGUAACCAAGAGCCUACCGCCAAAGCAAUCCCGUCGAUAUGUGAUCGUAGGUGGAACUGGUCUGGUCGGCGCAUGGAUAGUCAAACACCUCCUAGCCCGAGGCGAAGACCCUAAAGCCAUUCGCAUCCUGGACCUAGUCUCCCCCAACCAAAAGCUCCUCAGCCAAGGCGUGAGCUGGAUCAAAACAGACAUCACCGACAAGUCCGCUGUAACGAGCGCAUUCAAUCAGCCAUGGCCCACAGAAGCCACCAAGCUGCCCCUAACAGUCUACCACACGGCAGCCGUAAUCCGGCCACAAGACCGCCUAAAGAGCUUCCUACCCCUAAGCAGCAAAGUCAAUACAACAGGCACCCAGAACGUCCUCUCCGCCGCCCGCACCGCCGGCGCAACAGCCUUCAUCUGGACCUCCUCCGGCUCCAUCACCCUACACCAAGCCAGCUUCUGGAUCUGGCCAUGGGCACGGGAACCAACGCACGCAGUGCAAAUAAUCAGCGACACAACCAAACUCCCCACCCGCCACGAAGAUUUCUUCAGCAACUACGCCGUGACCAAAUCCGACGCCGAGCGACUCGUCCGCGCAGCCGACGACCCAGCAACUAACUUCCGCACGGGCUGUAUCCGCCCCACAAACGGCAUCUACGGCACUGGCACAGAAACCAACUCCGCCAUCACGGACAUCUACCUCCGCACAGGCGGCAGUCCGACCUGGGCGGCGCCGGUCGUGCAAAGCUUCGUGCACGCGGAGAACGUCUCGCUCGCGCAUCUCCUGUACGAACAGCGUCUGAUCCAGCAGAGUGAGCCCGAGUCGACGCUGCCGAAUACGGGUGGACAGGCGUACGUCGUUAGUGACCCGAAUGCGGCGAUUUCGUUCGGCGAUAUGUAUACCUUGCUUGAGACGUUGUCGAAGACGCCGGUGCGUUUUCCGAAGGUGCAGCCUGUGCCAUUUUUGGUGAUGGCGUAUGUUGUGGAGGUUUAUGCGUUUUUGCAGUUCAAGUAUCUUACCUGGUUACCGAGACUGCCGCAUGAUCUGGCGCAGAUUCAGCCGUCGCUGUUUUCGAUUCUUAAUGUUCAUGUUUUUGCGGAUGAUUCACGGGCGAAGUUGGCACCGGAGUUGGGUGGGUUGGGGUAUAACCCGCCUAUCAAUACUCUUGACGGGAUGUGUCGGCGACUUGUGGAUUGGAAUGCGAUGGCUGAGAGUGAGGGUGUGGAUGUUAAUGGUAAGAAGGUGAGGCUUGGUCCUGUGAAGGUUGCGGGAGAUGGAUUUGAUGUUGAUGUUGUUGUGCCGAAGGCGUUGUGA